Solanum dulcamara is the source of this 1427-nucleotide messenger RNA. Its product is annotated as ethylene-responsive transcription factor ERF086. Gene Ontology annotation, molecular function: DNA-binding transcription factor activity; DNA binding. The record is from RefSeq and is a predicted model, not a curated record. The transcript has a single exon. Lineage: Eukaryota; Viridiplantae; Streptophyta; Magnoliopsida; Solanales; Solanaceae. Gene Ontology annotation, biological process: regulation of DNA-templated transcription. Bases 221 to 1249 code for a protein of 342 amino acids.
GUACUUAACACAGUGUACAUGAUACUUGUUACAAGAAACAAAUCUUAAAGUUGUUAGAAAGGAAAAUAAAAUCAAAAUCUUUAAAACAGUAAAUUACGUGCACAUUGUCCUUUUCCCUUUCCCCAUAAUCAUGGCCAAUACUCUUUAAAAAGAGCUAUAAACCACACCACACUAUCCAUUCAUUCAUCACUUGUCUCAUUAUUCAAAAAAAGAAAGAAAAAUGUCUUCUUCUUCUUCCACACCAAUAUCAUCAGAUAAUCAUGAAUUACCAUUUGGCAUGUUCGAACCAAUCAGAACACCAACAGGAUAUUCUUGGUUACAACGCAACACAGCCAUAUGCCAACCAAGCGAAAAGCGAGGCCGCCGUAAGCAGACCGAGCCUGGACGGUUCCUUGGGGUGAGACGUAGGCCGUGGGGUCGUUACGCGGCUGAAAUCCGUGACCCCACGACAAAAGAAAGGCAUUGGCUUGGGACUUUUGAUACGGCUCAAGAAGCUGCUUUGGCUUACGAUAGAGCUGCGCUUUCUAUGAAAGGCACUCAAGCAAGAACUAAUUUUAUUUACACCUCUGAUAGUGCUAAUACUAAUUUCCCUUCUCUUAUUUCACCUUUUGAACAUGUCCAAAAUAUGUUGCAACCUAAUGCACACUUCAACUUCAAUACUACUACUCAAAGUAACAACAACAACAACAACAACAUUAUCAAAAACAACAUGAAUGCCACCACCACCACCACUUCUGAUGAGUCAUCGUCGUAUGGCUCAUCACCUAACGAGAACAACAGCUUUGUCUUUUUAAGUGACAAUAACAUAAAUCAUACAAAUUCAGGUUACUUAUUAGAUUGCAUCGUUCCUGAUAGCUGUUUGAAACCACCACCACCUUCUUCUUCGACUCCUCAGAGUAAAAUGAUCAAAAAUUGUCAAGAAAACCAUGAUGAUCAUCAAAACAUGACGACUUUCUAUGGUAGUAGUGGAUUUUUGGAUGAAGAAAAAUACAUGUCAUCAACAAUGUCGACAUGGGAGAAUUCUUGUGAGUUAUCAGCCAUGAUGAUGAACAAUAGCAACAUGAACCAAAUGAUGGAUGACGUGGCAGCAGGAAACUGUUAUUAUCCUAACAUGGAGAUUAAUAAUGCAGCUAAUUUUGAUCAUAAUAAUAUUAAUAUUAAUGAUCAGCUGAUGAUGAUGCCUACUCAUGAAACUAAUGCUGCUCCUACUUUUGGUGAUGUUGAAUUUGGAUACACUACUCUAUUUUGAUAUAUUUUAUUUAAUUUCCAGUGUAAUUCCAUCUAUGUACCUUUUUUGCCAACCUAAUUAAUUCCUCCUCUUCUUUUUUUUUUUACGAGUUUUUCAGUGUGUCAAUCUUAAUUAAUAGGGUGUCUUAAAAGUAUUUUGAUUUUUUCAAGUACGUACAAGACUAGCUUCUUUGCAGCUA